Molecule: messenger RNA, 1017 nt
Organism: Pseudophryne corroboree (corroboree frog)
Lineage: Eukaryota; Metazoa; Chordata; Amphibia; Anura; Myobatrachidae
Gene: RAX2
Product: retina and anterior neural fold homeobox 2
Exons: 2
Coding region: 6-689 (227 amino acids)
Biological process (GO): positive regulation of transcription by RNA polymerase II
Molecular function (GO): RNA polymerase II cis-regulatory region sequence-specific DNA binding; DNA-binding transcription factor activity, RNA polymerase II-specific
Source: RefSeq, a predicted model, not a curated record
CCAGGAUGUUUCUAGACAAAUGUGAAGGUGAUCUGUGUGACCUAAGGGGAGGCAAUACACCAACAUCAUGUCCUCCAGAAGGGGAAGAAGAUGAACUUCCCAAAAAGAAGCAUCGCAGAAACCGGACAACCUUCACCACUUAUCAACUUCAUGAAUUAGAACGUGCAUUUGAGCAUUCUCACUACCCAGAUGUAUACAGCAGAGAGGAGCUUGCCAUGAAGGUUAGCCUACCAGAAGUUAGAGUACAGGUUUGGUUCCAGAACAGAAGGGCAAAAUGGAGACGACAGGAGAAAUUGGAGUCUUCUUCGGCCAAAAUUCAUGAUUCCCCACUCUUCUCAUUUUCACGGACACCAAUAACAACCAGUGUCGGGCCAUUAAGCUCCUCUUUGCCGCUGGAUCCAUGGCUUACUUCCCCCAUCUCUGCAGCCACCACCAUGCACAGCAUGCCAGGAUUUAUGACUCCUUCACAAAAUCUACAAUCACCUUACGCUGGUCAUACCUUCCUCAACAGUGCACCACCAAUGACAUCUAUACAACCUCUUAGCAGUGGCCCUUACCAGUGCAUGGGAGGCUUUGUGGACAAGUUUCCUCUAGAGGAGUUAGACCAAAGAAGCUCCAGCAUUGCUGCUCUUCGCAUGAAGGCCAAAGAGCACAUUCAGACCAUAGAUAAGACUUGGCAGCCAAUCUGACCUAUAACUGCAUAUUUGUAUUGAAUUCUGAAUUGAAUAUCUUAUCUUAACCUAAGAGCAAGUGCACAUGAAUAACUCUGAAAUCAAGCAACUGCUUGAUGGGGACUGGUUUCCAAAUAUAAAAUGAAAGCGUUCUUUAGUGUGAGGUAUCAAUGCUGAUGGCUCAAAUUUACAGAAGGGGUUGUGGUGCUUCUACAUUCCAAACCAGCUUUAAAGAGACCACAAGACCAAACACAUAAAACAAUUAACUUAUAUAUUCAUAAAACAUUAAAUCUGUUUGCUUUGUUCUUUUAAAUACAACCAGAAAAUAUUCAAUUAAACAAUACAA